AUGUCUGUCACGUCAGGCAUACGCUCGCCUGCCCGCUCGGAAGCGCAGUCUCCCGUCUCUCGCACCAAGUUCGACGCUGAUCUCCUCAAGGCGUACAUGAAGAAGCUGCUGUCCACAACGUUACAGAGUGCCGCGUGGCCAGAGCCCAAGGAGCGGCAUCGCGUCAAGGGUUGGAUGAAGGAGAUAGGCGAGCGCGUCAAGGAGAGAAUGAUUGAGAUUGAACCCAGAGGCUUCAAAUAUAUUGUCAUGACCCAAAUCAAUGAGAAUCUCGGACAAGGAGGACGAGCAGAUAUGGCAUGCCAUUGGGAAGAUACGGACACAGUGGCUCAGGAGGUGUUUGUGAACGAUUCCUUGAUCUGUAUUUGUCUCGCGUUCGCUGUACGGACAGCCUGA
Molecule: messenger RNA, 393 nt
Organism: Punctularia strigosozonata HHB-11173 SS5
Lineage: Eukaryota; Fungi; Basidiomycota; Agaricomycetes; Corticiales; Punctulariaceae
Exons: 5
Coding region: 1-393 (130 amino acids)
Biological process (GO): microtubule-based movement
Cellular component (GO): cytoplasm; cytoplasmic dynein complex
Molecular function (GO): dynein intermediate chain binding
Source: RefSeq, a predicted model, not a curated record